Molecule: messenger RNA, 1973 nt
Organism: Rhea pennata
Lineage: Eukaryota; Metazoa; Chordata; Aves; Rheiformes; Rheidae
Product: BTB/POZ domain-containing protein KCTD12-like
Exons: 3
Coding region: 370-1260 (296 amino acids)
Biological process (GO): regulation of G protein-coupled receptor signaling pathway; protein homooligomerization
Cellular component (GO): signaling receptor complex
Molecular function (GO): protein binding
Source: RefSeq, a predicted model, not a curated record
GGAGCAGCGGCACGGCACGGCACGGCACGGCACGGCCGGGCUGCUCUGCCCAGCCCAGCCCAGCGGGGAGCGGAGCGGAGCUCCUGUGAAACAAUGUGGCUGGAGAUAAAUACAGUGCUGGGCCUCUCUUACUUCUUGGCUACUGGACCAGUCCAUGGGGAGCACAGGCAGCUAGCUUUACAUAAGAGCAAUCUCAGGGCUGCACUAGCAUUAUACAGGGCAGACCUCCAGGCCAACCCUGCCAGAUAGUUAGGGAUGUAGCAAGGAAACUCCUACUCCCUGUGGUCUCCCUAACACUUUCACAGAGCAUGGCUUGACCAGGAUGGAUCAUCAGUCUGUCUGCAGAGCCAGGUCAGAAGGUAGAUCACUAUGGCUCUGGCAGACAGUGCAAGCUGUGCCAAACCCAGUGACGACUUCCCUUUCCCUGAGAUCAUUGAACUCAAUGUAGGUGGACAAGUCUACAUCACUCGCCAUCCUACACUGGUCAGUGUGCCUGGCUCACUGCUCUGGGAAAUGUUCACACAGAAGAAUAUCCGCUCCUUGGCCCGUGACAGCAAGGGACGGUUCUUUGUGGAUCGGGAUGGCUUCCUCUUCCGUUACAUAUUGGAUUAUAUGAGGGACCAGCAGCUAGUGUUACCCGACCACUUCCCAGAGAGGAGCCGUCUGCAGCGAGAAGCUGAGUACUUCAUGUUGCCAGAGCUUGUGAAGAUGCUGGCCCCCAAACUCAGCAAACAGAACUCUAUUGGAGAUGAUCCAUGCCAAAGUGACCCAGAGGAGCUGUCACCCAACGCUGAUGCUACUCGCAAUCUAGCUUCUGCCAGCACCACACUCACUAGUGCUGUAGCUGGUGCCCCUGGGGGCUCAGUCACUACCAGCGUGGGUGCUGCUGGUACCGAAAUCCGUAGGUCAGGUUUCAUCACCAUCGGCUACCGGGGCUCCUACACCCUGGGCAGGGACAGCCAGACGGAUGCCAAGUUCCGCAGGGUGGCACGGAUCAUGGUUUGUGGCAAGACAUCACUGGCCAAGGAAGUCUUUGGGGAUACCUUGAAUGAGAGCAGGGACCCAGACAGGCCCCCAGAGAGGUACACCUCCAGGUACUACCUCAAGUUCACCUUCCUGGAGCAAGCCUUUGACAAACUGGCUGAUGCUGGCUUCCACAUGGUGGCUUGCAACUCCACAGGCACCUGUGCCUUCGCCCAUGACCAGACAGAUGACAAGAUCUGGACCUCUUACACCGAAUAUGUUUUCUAUCGUGAGUGACACCAAAAAAAAAAAAAAAAAAAAAACAGCGAACACCAACUCUCCCUUUCCUCUCCUGUGUUGGCUGUUGCCUUUAGACAGUAGACAUCAGACCCCUGAACCCCAAGUUUCUCUCCUUUGCCUCCUUUUGAGUUUACUCUUGUGUUCUUUUUUUUUUUUUUUUUUCCCUCCAUCUUCCAAGUUGAACCUACUGGGCUCUUCCUUGUAGCAGUUGCUGGACACCAACCUUCUUCCCUGUCUCCGACUUCUGCAGUAGCCAACCAUAGCUCCCAACCCUCCCUGGAUUUGUGGACUUGGACACUAUUGUAUCUGUGCUUGGGUGGGAGGGAGAGGGUGUGGUGGAUACCCCAAACUGUGUGGGUCUGGGAUUUAUGCAGCUGGGUAAACUUGUCUGUGUUACAGUGAUCUCUAGCUCCCAUGAGCACUAUGUUGUGCAACUGGGGAACAUACUGUAUACACUAUUUGAUGUGCCAAGGAGUUCAAGUGAGGAAAUGCUGGUUUAAGGACAUAGAGAAAGGUGGGAAGCAGAGAGGAGAGUUAGGAUGGGGGGGGGGGAAGAUGAAGCCUUGCAGCACAGAUAUAUUGCCAUUAGCCCAUGUAAGCAGCUUAGCAUUUAGACUGUCAGUGCUUGGGAAGGUUAAACAAAGAUGCACCCUGUGUUUGCAGUUCUGAUCUAAAGCAUUGCUGCUGCUCUGGGAUGCCUUGGGGUUUUG